Molecule: messenger RNA, 633 nt
Organism: Puccinia triticina
Lineage: Eukaryota; Fungi; Basidiomycota; Pucciniomycetes; Pucciniales; Pucciniaceae
Exons: 3
Coding region: 1-633 (210 amino acids)
Source: RefSeq, a predicted model, not a curated record
AUGUUUUGCGCCUCAGGAGCUGUCGCGAGUGAAUCCAAUUUCCCCAUACUGUGCCAUUUGAUUGGAAUUCGGUACCAUUUCUUUCAACUUGGCCCUACUUUAAGAUACUUGAGUGUUUCGCGCCUGAGGGACUGUCGCGAGUCUGUUGGAUUUUCCCACAAAAUCUUCUUCGUUGAACCAAGCUUCGUCUUGUUCGUGUCGAAAGGCCUCAAAUCACUCAAACCGAGCCCGCGUAAUCUGCAAAUACGCCAGAUGAUGAGAGGAAAUACGAAGGUAAAACGUCUUUACAAUGAAAACAAAUUUACUUUGGUCUUGCGAUAUGCCUAUAAGAACAGGACAGGGGCACAUGAGAACCCCGAAGCCAAUCUGAUCCGGCAAUCGAAGGAAACCCGUGAUACUCGGCGUUUUUGGAUGAACGGAUGCCAUGGCCACGAUAGCGAUUGUGUCAGUCUGCCACCCGAACACAAAUUUGAGAAAGUCAUACCAGGAGUGGGGAUAUCAAAAUUGAAGAAGUCGAUACUCUGCGGCCUCGGACCACGGAAGGUCAUGGCCAAGACACCUGUGCUGUCAGUCUCUUGCCAGAGGAACAGGUGUCUUGAUAUCAAACCAAGAGCGGAGAAAUCAAGAUCAUAA